Molecule: messenger RNA, 1269 nt
Organism: Brenthis ino (lesser marbled fritillary)
Lineage: Eukaryota; Metazoa; Arthropoda; Insecta; Lepidoptera; Nymphalidae
Source: the annotation of a GenBank genome assembly
AUGAGUAACAUAUUAUGUAGGAGACAUAAAGGAUAUAAGGUCGUAAAACGACCAGAUCCAAAGACAUUAAAAAUGCCUAACCUAGCCGAUGCUCCAAGUAUAAUGGAUAUAAUUAAAGAAAAAGUCCGAUUAAAUGGACCUCUUAGUGUUGCCGAAUAUAUGAAUAUAGUUAUAACUAAUCCUACAGAAGGAUAUUAUAUGAAAAAAGAUGUUAUAGGUGAGACGGGUGAUUUUAUAACAUCACCUGAAAUUAAUCAACUAUUUGGUGAGAUUUUGGCUAUCUGGUUUUAUGCAGAGACGCAGAAGAUGGGUCCUGGCAAGCCUUUACAAAUUGUGGAGCUAGGACCAGGAAAAGCUACCUUGUUAAUAGAUUUUCUAAGAGUAUUGAACAGAUAUGGUUACAGAGCAAAUGAUCUUAGUCUUCACCUUGUGGAAAUAUCUUCAACAAUGCAACAAUUACAGGCAAAUAGAUUAUGUGUUUCUCACAGGGAGACUGAUAUAGAUAUGCCCCAUAAUCAUGAAGGAGAAACUGUCAGUGGUAUAAAAGUCUAUUGGUACAAUGAUCUAAAGAAAGUUCCCAGUAAUUUUUCUUGGUAUAUUGCCCAUGAGUUUUUUGAUGUUUUGCCCAUUCAUAAAUUUGAAAAAACAGAAAAAGGUUGGCGAGAAAUCUUAAUAGAUUUAGAUGAAAAUAAUAAAUUGCAAUAUAGAAUAUCAGCUAAUGAAACACAAUCGGUUAAAGUUUUGGUAAGACCUCCAUUAGAUGCAGGUGAUAGAAUGGAACUUGAAAUAAGUCCUAGAGGUCUUGGUAUUGCGAAACAGCUUGCUAAUAGAGUAGACCAAUAUGGAGGUUUGGCUUUAAUAGCAGAUUACGGACAUAAUGGAGAGAAAGGGGACACUUUUAGGGCUUUUCACAAACAUAAACUAGUUGAUCCUCUGGAAAAUCCUGGUGUGUCUGACUUAACAGCAGAUGUUGAUUUCAGUCAACUUAGAAUAUCAGCAUCAAUGACUCCUGGAGAAGAAAAUUAUGCAAUAGUUCUGGGACCAGUCAAACAAAUGGAAUUUUUGGAACGCCUUCAAGCUAAUGUUCGAGUUCAGGUUUUAAUGGACAAUGCAAAAACUGAAGAAGAUAAAGAAAAAAUUAAAGCAGCAUAUGAAAUGUUAGUAGAUCCAAAACAUAUGGGAGAAAGAUUUAAAUUCAUGGCCUUUUAUCCUUCUGCAAUGAUGAAUAUAUUAGAAAAAUUUCCUCCUUUAGGAUUUUCAACUCAAAAC